UGGGGACUCAGACCGGGGGCUUGUUUCCAGCAGGUGACGACAGAGGGGUUGUAUGAGGAGUGUGAUUCCCAAACUAAACAGAGAGGGAGAAGGCACUCUAUCACUUGGAUGUGUAUGGUUUGAACUGCGUGAGCAGGCAAGACAAACAGAUCAAGGAUGAUUACCUGGUGAAUCCAGCAUUGCUAACGUUCGCACUCGGAAGUCUUUCAGCUGCCUGAGCCUCUCAUUGGACCGUGACUGGAAGAGCCGGGCAGGACAGUUUGAUUCUCUUCAGAGGUUCCCUGGAAAACCUGAUCCGGAUGGGGGAGAGCACCUGAGACGCCGUCUUUGUCCCGAGGAACCGACAGCAGCGGGUGGAGAAGGAGAAGGAGAAGGAGGAAGAGGAAGAGGAAGAGGAGGAGGACGAGGACAGCGAGAGGAAGCAUGACGUCCAACCGGGGCCAGAACCCCCACGGGCUGAAGCAGAUCGGACUGGACCAGAUCUGGGACGACCUGCGGGCCGGCAUCCAGCAGGUGUACACCCGCCAGAGCAUGGCCAAGUCGCGCUACAUGGAACUCUACACACAUGUUUAUAAUUACUGUACAAGUGUCCACCAGUCCAACCAGGCCCGUGGCGCCGGCGUCCCGGCCUCCAAGCCCUCCAAGAAGACGCCGACGCCGGGGGGAGCCCAGUUCGUGGGCCUGGAGCUCUACAAGAGGCUGAAGGAGUUCCUGAAGAACUAUCUGACCAACCUGCUCAAGGAUGGUGAGGACCUGAUGGAUGAGAGUGUGCUGAAGUUCUACACGCAGCAGUGGGAGGACUACCGCUUCUCCAGCAAGGUGCUCAACGGCAUCUGUGCCUACCUCAACAGACACUGGGUGCGCCGCGAGUGUGACGAGGGACGCAAGGGCAUCUACGAGAUCUACUCGCUUGCGUUGGUGACAUGGAGAGACUGUUUAUUCAGACCCUUGAACAAGCAGGUGACCAACGCCGUGUUGAAGCUGAUUGAGAAAGAGCGUAAUGGCGAGACCAUCAACACUCGACUCAUCAGCGGAGUCGUCCAGUCUUACGUGGAGCUGGGGCUGAAUGAAGACGACGCCUUUGCGAAGGGGCCCACAUUAUCCGUGUACAAAGAGUACUUUGAGAGCCAGUUCCUGGCAGACACAGAGCGCUUCUACACAAGGGAAAGCACAGAGUUCCUGCAACAAAACCCUGUCACCGAAUACAUGAAAAAGGCUGAGACACGGCUGCUGGAUGAGCAGCGGCGUGUGCAGGUGUACCUCCAUGAGAGCACACAGGAUGAACUGGCACGCAAAUGUGAGCAGGUGCUCAUUGAGAAACACCUGGAGAUCUUCCACACGGAGUUCCAGAACCUUCUGGAUGCCGACAAGAACGAAGAUCUGGGGCGCAUGUACAACCUUGUCUCUCGCAUCACGGACGGCCUGGGAGAGCUGAAGAAGCUUCUGGAAACGCACAUCCACAACCAGGGCCUCGCCGCCAUCGAGAAGUGUGGGGACGCUGCCCUCAACGAUCCCAAAAUGUAUGUGCAAACAAUAUUGGACGUGCACAAGAAAUACAACGCCCUGGUGAUGUCAGCGUUUAACAACGACGCAGGCUUUGUGGCGGCACUGGACAAGGCAUGUGGGAGGUUCAUUAAUAACAACGCUGUUACCAGGAUGGCUCAGUCCUCCAGUAAAUCUCCAGAGCUGCUGGCCAGAUACUGUGACUCUCUGCUCAAGAAGAGCUCCAAGAAUCCUGAAGAGGCUGAACUGGAGGACACACUGAACCAAGUGAUGGUGGUGUUCAAGUACAUCGAGGACAAAGAUGUGUUCCAGAAGUUCUACGCCAAGAUGCUGGCCAAGCGCCUCGUGCACCAGAACAGCGCCAGCGACGACGCCGAGGCCAGCAUGAUCUCCAAGCUCAAGCAAGCGUGUGGCUUUGAGUACACCUCCAAGCUGCAGCGCAUGUUCCAGGACAUCGGGGUCAGCAAGGACCUCAAUGAGCAGUUUAAGAAGCAUCUGACAAACUCGGAGCCGCUAGACUUGGACUUCAGCAUCCAGGUGCUCAGCUCUGGCUCCUGGCCUUUCCAGCAGUCCUGCACUUUCGCUUUACCGUCCGAGCUGGAACGAAGUUACCAAAGAUUCACAGCCUUCUACGCCAGUAGACACAGCGGGCGCAAGUUGACGUGGCUCUACCACCUGUCGAAGGGAGAGCUCGUCACCAACUGCUUCAAGAACAGAUACACCCUGCAGGCCUCCACAUUCCAAAUGGCCCUCCUCCUGCAGUUCAACACCGAGGACACCUACACCGUCCAGCAGCUCACCGACAGCACACAGAUCAAAACGGACAUUUUGGUGCAAGUUUUGCAAAUCCUCCUCAAGUCCAAAUUGCUGGUCCUAGAGGACGAGGGUGCCAACGUGGACGAGGUGGACUUCAAGCCUGACACUGUGAUUAAACUGUUCCUGGGAUACAAGAACAAAAAGCUGCGCGUGAACAUCAACGUGCCCAUGAAGACCGAGCAGAAGCAGGAACAGGAGACCACUCACAAGAACAUCGAGGAGGACCGCAAGCUCCUCAUCCAGGCUGCUAUCGUCCGAAUCAUGAAGAUGAGAAAGCUUCUGAAGCAUCAGCAGCUGCUGGCGGAGGUGCUGAAUCAACUGUCCUCACGCUUCAAGCCCCGUGUCCCCGUCAUCAAAAAAUGCAUCGAUAUCUUGAUCGAGAAGGAGUACCUGGAGCGCGUUGACGGAGAAAAGGACACCUACAGCUACUUGGCCUAAAGUUCUCUCGUUUUUCAGUUAAGUUUUCAAAGGAAAACAAAUUAUUCCUGGUGACUUUUUUUUUUUUUUGUUCGAUGUUGCAAGGAAUGUGUGCACAGGUGAGGGAGCUCUGAUCUCUGGAGGAUUUGCGUGUGGAAAUCCUAACCGCUGCUGUUGAUGUCCACAGAGCAGCAGCAAAGCUGGACCUCCCUUUAAGGUAAAGAGGUUUGGGGCCGGGGGUGAAUCCUGCCAGCCUAACCCCCCUGCAGCCCUCUCCCCAACCCUCCCUCCCUCACCAACUGCUCAGGACUACCACACACACACCAGUCGCUCUUCUGUACAUAUGAACGUGGACCCGUGUAACCUCCCACACACACACACGCACCCCUCAAACACACACCUUUACAAUCUGAAACCCGUGUGCUGGGUUGCAUGCUACUGCCUAUCAGUGAAAGGAAAUUAAAAAGAAAAAAGUGAACUCAAUUGGGAAGCGGCCGCCGUGUUCUAGAACUCUUCACGACCGUCGAGUUGGCCGCAGCCACCGCAGAAGAGGAGAAAAAAAAAACGUUGUGAAUUGACAGUUUUUGCAGCACUUCUGAGUCUGAUUUAGGCUGUUAGAAAACCGUAACCUGAAUUUGUUAACUGCUCCAAGGAAACCCCAUUUGUAUAGUGUGGUUCAUUUUUUAUGUGUUAAAUAAUAAAGAAAAACUUUCUGUA
This is a messenger RNA of Sardina pilchardus (European sardine), 3453 nucleotides long. RefSeq names its product cullin 1b (gene cul1b). Bases 424 to 2757 code for a protein of 777 amino acids. Gene Ontology annotation, molecular function: ubiquitin protein ligase binding; protein-macromolecule adaptor activity. The record is from RefSeq and is a predicted model, not a curated record. Gene Ontology annotation, biological process: SCF-dependent proteasomal ubiquitin-dependent protein catabolic process; protein ubiquitination. NCBI's taxonomy places the organism in Eukaryota, Metazoa, Chordata, Actinopteri, Clupeiformes, Clupeidae. Gene Ontology annotation, cellular component: SCF ubiquitin ligase complex. The transcript has 22 exons.